Molecule: messenger RNA, 2361 nt
Organism: Fusarium pseudograminearum CS3096
Lineage: Eukaryota; Fungi; Ascomycota; Sordariomycetes; Hypocreales; Nectriaceae
Exons: 3
Coding region: 1-2361 (786 amino acids)
Biological process (GO): positive regulation of mitotic metaphase/anaphase transition; protein K11-linked ubiquitination; anaphase-promoting complex-dependent catabolic process
Cellular component (GO): anaphase-promoting complex
Molecular function (GO): protein binding
Source: RefSeq, a predicted model, not a curated record
AUGGCUCGAUAUCUCAACCCGGCCAAAGUCGGCCUUCUUGCCCUCGUAGAGCUCUAUGUUGAAGGUGCCGUGCCGAGUGAUGCCAUCCUGCCUGUGCUAUCCUUUGUCACUUCUCAUCUGAUGGACCACACUCCUUCAAAAGCAUCCGCUAACCAGUCUGAGCGAUGGAGCAAGGCAGAGCGCACUGUCGGGCUCGUCAUCAGCAUCAAAGAUUUCGAGAAACUCCUUGGAAGUUACCCCUUCCUGAUGGGCAUGCCUGGACGAAGAUUAUGGGACCAGUUUCUCGGCAAGCUUUGGGAUAUCAACUCCUUAGAUGCCCUCCACAACUUUUUCGACAAUCUGUCUGAGAUGCUGGCAAAGACAAAAGAGGAGCGAAAAAGACUGGCUGAAUUAGGCCUGCCUAUAGAAACAGAGGAAGGCAUCAAACUCUCGCCAAACUCUCCCUUUGGAACAUUCGUACGGAGAGCAAGACUUGAAUACCAACGACUACAAUUCCACGACUGUACAGAGUUGUGGAAACAUUUUGUGCGAUAUCGACAACCAACUGCCUCUUAUCUAAAGCGCAAAAUCCCGGGAUUUGGGCGACUGAGUUUUGACAAUGUCCUUUUGAUGGGCGAACAAGAGGACUGGGAUCACCAGAGCGUUAUGGCAUUGGCCUCAGUUGCUUACGGUGACAUGCUCACAGGAGACCAGAGCGGGUCACUUCCUGUGAGUACUGACGAUAUUGAGAGUCUCUUGGAGUUCCAGAUCGAACAGAUGCAGAAGUUUGGCAACAGGGUGCCGCUUGAGAUCCGCCAUCAGUUCCAUGACCUACUCAACGAUAGUUACCUUGUCCCUAGUCUGACACACUACCUCAAGUUCCUUGACGCGUGGAGAGCUGGGGACUAUCCCACCGCAUUCGAUUAUCUUCACAGGUACUUUGACUACACCAUGCAGAAUCGAGACCGCUUGUUCUACCAGUAUGCUCUGAUGAACCUUGCCGUUCUGCAAGCCGACUUUGGCUGUCACAAAGAAGCAGUAGCUGCCAUGCUCGAGACCGUGUCGACAGCCCGAGAGAAUCGCGACAUGACGUGCCUCAACUUUGCUUUGAACUGGCUCUUUCACUUUGGCCGCGCACAUCCCGACCUUGUCCAGAACUUGGAAUCUAAUAGUAUGCUUGGUACUGGCAAGGAAAGCUUGGCCUUUCUUCGAGUUAAAGCGAAGGAGACAGGCAUGUGGACGCUGUGGAGCUCGGUUCUACUCAGCGAAGCCAAACUCGGGCUCCUCAACGGUGAUAGCGUGGCUACGGCGUUUGAGUCUAUAGUUCGAAGCUCGCACAUUAUUGUCGAGAGGAACAUGAAGAACAUGUUUGGUUCACAUUUCUCGCUCACUUCAGCUCUAUGGGAUAGGCUUGGGCUGUCAACGCUUUCGUCAGCCACUUGCGAGGUCUUCCUGAGAUGCCAUGCCCGCAACGCCAUAUUUGACGAUGAGCUCAAGCUGACUUGCCGCCUUGCUCUUUUAUUAGCAUUGCGUGGUCGUUAUGUUGAGGCAUUAAGCAAGUUGGAACAAUUGGAAGAAAACUCUCUCAGGUCUUGGAAGCCAAGCCAAUACUGGCACAAGUAUCAAGGAAUCAUCAAACUGAAGAGAGAUCUACAUCACAACAACCUGGAAGGAGCCGAGAGACUGCUAUCUCAAAUAAUACAGUCCAAGAUGGACGAUCUUGAACCUGACAUGGCGUUUUUGGUCGAUACUCUACAUAUCGACUAUCUGACUCGUCGAGGAGACCUUCAAGCAGCGUUUUCCAAAGUUGAUGACAUGAUGUCCCAACUCGAAGACGAAAAGAAGGACGUCGUUCUUCGUGUUAAACUACUUUUACUCAAGGCCUCUCUCCUCGACAAGUGUGGCCGGCCUCAGAGAGGGUUCACAACCGCCAUGCGAGCUGCAAGCAUUUCGUGGGGAGCUCGUCUGAUUCCUUGUCUCUGGCAGGCGAUCGGAUGUGUGUCGAACAUUCUGAUUUCAUUGGGAGAAUUCGGCGCGGCUUCUCAACUCUUGCUGGCUAUCAUUCCCCGCUCUUUAGAGUGCGAGACCGCAAGCCUGGCAGCUCAACUCUACUGCUAUCUUGCUGAUGCGUACAUGGGUGUUGCUGGUAAAUGCGAGCCCAAGUCGUCAAAACGAACGGAAUACAUGACAAAGGCUCUCGCAGCUGUACAAAAGUCUUUCGACCACUACUCAAGUAUUGAAGAUAUCAACAUGCAAUGUCAAAUGAUGGCGAAGAAGGCCAUGAUCAUGAAGUUAACGGGAGAUUUGACAUUGGCGGCAGACUACGCUGCGGCGUAUGUAUCACUCAAGAAGACAGCUGAAUCACUCAGCCAUGGAGGGUAA